Arctia plantaginis is the source of this 1302-nucleotide messenger RNA. Lineage: Eukaryota; Metazoa; Arthropoda; Insecta; Lepidoptera; Erebidae. The record is from the annotation of a GenBank genome assembly.
AUGAUAGGAAGGUUUUUGUUUGUGUAUAUUGUGUACGGGCUGGUUGCCCAUGAAAAUGCGCAGAUUCAUAGUGGGGCAACAUCUCAAACAGUAGAGAAAAUAAGGGCUGAUGGCUUUCCAGCAGAAACACAUAGUGUCACCACGUCCGAUGGGUACAUACUGGAGAUGCACAGAAUACCUCAUGGAAGAGAAGCAGUCGACAGUGAUGUAAAAAGGCCGGUAGUAUUCCUCAUGCAUGGACUGAUGGGCGCGUCAAAUCAAUAUAUUAUGUUAGGUGCUAACAACAGUUUUGCAUACAACCUAGCAGACGAAGGAUUCGACGUGUGGAUGGGUAAUGCCAGGGGAAAUUCCUACUCCCGUAAGCACAUCACGCUUGACCCAGACCAUAAUACCCAAAGGCUUCAAUUCUUUGACUUCACCUUCGAAGAGAUCGGUAUACAUGAUCUUCCGGCCAUGAUUGACUACGCAUUGAAUUACACUGAAAGUAGCCAGCUUCAUUACAUUGGACAUUCUCAAGGAGGCACUGUAUUUUUGGUCUUAACGAGUUUGAUGCCCCAGUAUAAUUCCAAAAUCGCUUCAGCUCACCUGCUUGCCGGAGUUGGAUAUCAAGCAUACUUUCCAAACGAAAUGCUCUCAGAACUUGCAGUCGACGUAGAUAGUAUUUAUGCUUUGGCUACAGCGAUGGGCAUCGUGGAGCUGUACCCUGAUCUGUUCUUAUCUCAAUCCCGAACCAAUGGUUUCAGGAUGUCUGAUUACUGUACUGGAAACUUGGAACAGAAACACAUGUGCGAUUUAUUUGGAAUCGGACAGAUUUUGAGAAAUUCAUCGUCUGCUGCACAAGAGUUUACUCCAUCUGGAGCAUCCCUAAAGCAAGUCGCACAUUACGGUCAAAAUAUACGAGACAAGCUCUUUCGUCGCUACCAUUUUGGCACUGAAAGCAACCAGGUUCAAUAUGGACUUGCAGAGCCGCCUCCAUACAAUUUAAGCUUAAUUAGCUGUAAAGUGACAAUGCAUUACUCAAUGAAUGACACUUUACUUGAUGAAAAAGAUGUUCUUACUAUGGUUGAAGACAUGCCCAAUGCGAUAGCUCGUAGGGUAGCAAGGGAAAGCUUUGAUCAUUCGGAUUACGUAACAGCUUUAGAUGCCAAAGAGUUGGUGACUGAUUUCAUUAUCAACGAUAUCAAAAAUACGCUUAUUGACGGUGCCCCUGGGUCUGCCUCCAAAACAUUUCUUACCACUUAUUUGUCAUUGUGCAGCUUAAUUAUGAUAUUUAUAAGUUCUACAAAAGUAUUUUGUUUUUAG